AUGAAAACUUCUGGGAGAUGAAAAAAAGACAACAAGACACAUCAGAGAAACAAGAAGUUUCACGGAUUCAUUUCAAAAGAAGGAUGCAGGAAGUGCACUUUGACUUUUAAGAGGAUCAACAGACUCGAUCGUGACUGUAGGACACAACAAAUGCUAUGCAAUGACAGGACAUGACAAGAACAUGAGCAAAUAUCAAAGUUAGCAUGUUUAUUUUACAGUUGAGGUCAGCAAUUGUUCUCAAACAUCAGAGUUUUACCACAAACAACCAAAAAUGUUUGUUCCAUUUUGUGAAAUUUUGCUCAUCUCCUCCUCUCUCUCCCAACGAAGGCCUCCGUUUGUUCUGAGGAAGGAAUGUUAACAAGCAGAUCUGUUGAUGGAGCAAAGCUGACGUCCAGACAGCAGUCGCUCAAGUGAAAAGAGCUGAAACAAGCAUCUUUUCCCUGUCCUUCCUCUGCUCCGAGGCCUCGACUGAGAAGCUGUAAAUCAAUUAAUCUGGAAGAAAAAGAGCAAACUGCAACAAAGGACAAAGAUGAACGAGUGAGAGCGUGUGAAUGUCAUCUGAAGUGGCCCUCCUGCCGUCCGUACAGCUGCUUCCAUGGCACCCUGACCCAAAAGCCCUCCCUCCAGCUGUACACACACAAGAGAGAACACACACUCUAGCAAACAGUCCAGGGAAGUUUUGAGCCUUUAAACGGCUUUAUUUAGUUGCUACAGCAUGAGAGAGGGCUUGCUUUGUUCUGUGCAGGCAGGGCGUGUGAUGCAAGAGCCAAUGAGGGGAGAAAUAUAGGCAAGUAGACGGGGGAGGAGAAAGGAGGACAAGUUGAGGCCUGAGCUGUUUCCUUCAGUUUUACCCACGUUCUCUUUGGAAACCACGGCUGCAGAGAUAUGGAAAGGACACGCGCAAAGGGAGAGCAAGAGAACGGGAAGCUGGAUGAGAAGGGGGUGCACCUGAGGAGGGAGAUCGGGCUGCUGCCUGCUGUGUCCUUCAUCAUCGGGACAGUGGUGGGCAGUGGCAUCUUCAUCGCUCCCAAGGGCGUCCUGAUGAACAGUGGCAGCGUGGGACUGUCUCUGCUGGUGUGGGCGCUGUGUGGCAUCCUGUCCUUGUUUGGAGCCCUCUGCUAUGCUGAACUGGGCACCAGUUUUACCAAAUCUGGGGGCCACUAUACCUAUCUGCUGGAGACUCUGGGGCCCCUUCCUGCUUUCCUAAGACUCUGGGUUGAAUUCUUAUUCAUAAGACCAGCUGUUGCUUCCUAUGUGUCCCUGGCGUUUGGGCGUUAUGUAGUGGAGCCUUUCUUUGCUCCUUGUGUUGCUCCAACCGCACUCAUCAAACUCGUCAGCAUCCUCGGAGUGACGUUUGUUGUAGCGGUGAACUGCUGGAGCGUCAGAGUAGCGUCCCAAACCCAAAUCACGUUGACCUUCAUUAAGAUGUUCGCUCUGGUCCUCAUCAUCAUUCCAGGGAUCAUCGCACUGGCCAAAGGAAAAACAGAAAAUUUCCAGAAUGGCUUUGAAGUGGACUCAUUAACACUGGACAGGCUGCCACUGGCCUUCUAUAAUGGCUUGUAUGCUUAUGGUGGAUGGUUUUAUUUGAACUUUGUCACAGAAGAGGUCAUAAACCCAAACAGAAACAUCCCUGUGGCUAUAAUAUUCUCCAUAGUGACCGUGACAGUGUUUUAUGUGCUUGUUAAUGUGGCCUACUACACCGUGAUGACACCUGCAGAGCUGCUGCUCUCUGAUGCAGUGGCCGUGACGUUCGCCAACCGUGCUCUGCAGGGACUGGCCUCUGUGAUUCCCAUUCUCGUAGCCUUGUCGUGCCUUGGUGCGCUCAACGGUGGUUUCUUUGGGUCGCCCAGAAUGUUAUUUGUAGGUGCCAGAGAAGGCCACUGGCCUCGUAUCUUUUCCAUGAUUCACAUCAGACGACACACGCCUUUACCUGCGGUGCUUUUCCUGUACCCCUUGGUGGUGGUGAUGUUAAUCAAUGGUGAAAUCUACCAGCUCAUCAACUUUGCAUCCUUUUCUCGCUGGUUCUUCAUCGCCUUGGCAACCUUGGGCAUGCUCAUCCAUCGACACCGUUUCCCAAAUCACCCGAGGCCUUUCAAGGUGCCGCUGGUCAUUGCCAUCACCUUCACAGCGGUUUGCUUCUUCAUCGUGGGUCUGUCGCUUUACUCUGACCCCUGGAACACGGGACAGAGCUGUGUCCUCACGCUGACCGGGGUGCCGGUUUACUAUCUGGCCGUUCAUCGCUUUCGGCUGCCAAACCGAUGGAGACGCAUUUUCAACUACUGCAGCAAACACAUGCAGAUCCUCCUGGAGGUGGCCCAACAGGAAGUCCAAACAUACUAAAGAUGAGUUUCCCACCAACAGACUUUAUGAAUACCAUCUUAAGUUCAAUUUAAAGAGCAAGUAACCCCCUGCCAGAUUCUUACUCAACUCCCACUUCCUGUUUGAAAAAUGCAGCAAAUGCUGUUGCCUAGCAGACCGAGAGGGCGGAGCCGGUAACAAAUACAAACACAGGCCGUGUUUGAGAUGAGCCAGUUCUGCGCAGGUUAGAUCACCGGUGCAUGCCGGUUAGAUUUGUGUCCGACUUGACGCCGACUUGCUCUGACGUCAUGCAUACGUAGGCAACGAUAACCUUGUGAGAUCAAGGCGGCUGCAGAUUUUGGAGCAAGACGCUGCAGUUGCUCUCCACCGGCUGCAAAACCUAGGGGAUGACGGGAAACGCCUGGCUCUCACCUGAUCUAAGAUCUGAUUGGUUCAUAUUUUGAUCCAAACAUCUGGUGGUAGAAUGCAAAAUGUUAGUUGGUCACAUACAUUCUGUAAAUCAUGACACUGAUGAUAACUAAAUAGGCCAUAAAGAGAAAUGUGAUUUAUGUUAUUUGUCAUGUUUCCUAUGAGCACACUAAAGCUACAGCUGAUAACCUUUACUUAUUAUUACAGUCAUGUCUUCAUAUAGAAUAUAUGACAUCCACAAGCACGUGAGGAUGUGUUUCGGUUGCUAACAGGUACCAGAAUCAAAAUAAAUAAUUAAACAAGUAUGAACUAGGGGUUGUAUGAACUAGUCGACUUGUCGACUUCACUGCUCUGUAAUGACUUUUUAUGCCUUUCAUCGAUUAGUCGCUGUCAUGUGAUAAUGACCGACAAGAUGCAGUCCUCGGAAGACAGCAGGUGACGAGCUCCUGUGAGUCGGGAGGCGACGCGCUGUGCCAGAGCGUCGGUACUGACACCCGCCGUAAAAUGGACAUUUAACCAAAUUGUGACGUUUACCCUCUUGCAAUUUAACCUUCCCCUCACCCCCAUCCUGACCUUAACCAGCUUGCGCAUGCAAAGCUCUGAUUGUUGACGCGCUCCAGACAUCUGCGUCCUGAGCACGGCCACAGUAACAUUGUCAAAUCAGGUGUCGCCACCUCAAAAACUAAUUUAACACGCGAUCGUUCAUGUCGGCUCAUUUCCUUUUAUGUUCUUCUGUCUUUUAUUUGUGCCUGAUGCUUUUCGCUGCUGUGGAGUGGAGCGCAUCACCUGUUUUGUCCUCUGGUGACGCACCUCACUGGUGCGGCUGGCGAGCACUCUGCUGUUUUUGCGGUCGGUAGAUCUUUUAGAACUACAGUUCAAAGGUAACUCAUAAGGUGAAUAUAUAUGAACCCAGGUAGCAGUUUUUCUUUAGGACUGAGAGGAGAUGCAGGGAGAUAAUAAACAGGCAGGACAGAAAAAUAGUCAAAUAAAAACAAGUUAGUUUUUGUACCUGGUGGUUGCAACAAACAGACACCAUUGAAGGUAAUCAGACGUGAGGAACAGAAAAUGAAAUAAUUAUUUUAAUGUUUAGAGCAGCAGGAACUCUGAAAGGCUGCAGGCGCAUCAGUGAGUUUGCGGCUGCUGUGCGGGGGAGGGGGGAGAGGGCUAAAGCAGAGCAGUAUAGAUGCAGAAACAACCGUUGUUAAGAGAUGUGUUUAACUUUGAAAAUGUGGGCAAAUUGUCAAAAAACUCCAGCGAACCAACCAACACCACCCCCCACGCGGCUUCAGGUGUAUGACGUCGUCAACGACUAGUCAAAGUCGACUCGAUUUUCAUUAUUUGACUGUCGACUUUAAAAAAAAUUAAGUCAUGCAACCCCUAGUAUGAACGCUAACGCGAUAUCUUCGUCCAUCAUCACCUGCGCCGGCUUUCAGCCACUCCCCCUGCUGAGUCCGUCUGCUUUCCAGGCUGCUCAUCUCGAACAAGGCCACACACAGGCUCACAACAUUGUGACAUCAUAUGGUACCAGCUAACAUUUUAGGGUACCUCUUAGCCAAUAGCGAUGGCAGAUUUAAAUUCAAAUGCAAUGCAGUUUUUAACCUGACAACGGCAGGACACUGAGCUUUAGGCAAUUUAAAUUUUAACUAAAAUGCACUAAAGUGCCAAACUAGUAACCACACGUGUCUGCAGCACGAUUAGACACACAUUUUUAUAGUUUAUCAGAAAAAAAUAGUUGCUUGGGGGUGACUUGCCAAACAUUUAGGAUCCUUUACAGAGAAAAACUUUUAACACGGAAGAUUCUCACCUGUUCGUGUUUUGCCACUUUUGUAAAUAAAAUGUAUUUUUAAGAUUCAAAGCCACACGAAGUCCUAAUUUUACAUCCUUCUACAAUAAAGACUUUUCUGAGCCAGA
Messenger RNA from Nothobranchius furzeri (turquoise killifish), 4638 nucleotides. RefSeq names its product cystine/glutamate transporter. The record is from RefSeq and is a predicted model, not a curated record. Gene Ontology annotation, biological process: amino acid transmembrane transport. Lineage: Eukaryota; Metazoa; Chordata; Actinopteri; Cyprinodontiformes; Nothobranchiidae. Gene Ontology annotation, molecular function: L-amino acid transmembrane transporter activity. Gene Ontology annotation, cellular component: membrane.